Molecule: messenger RNA, 2286 nt
Organism: Strongylocentrotus purpuratus (purple sea urchin)
Lineage: Eukaryota; Metazoa; Echinodermata; Echinoidea; Camarodonta; Strongylocentrotidae
Product: allene oxide synthase-lipoxygenase protein
Exons: 11
Coding region: 3-1532 (509 amino acids)
Biological process (GO): hepoxilin biosynthetic process; lipoxygenase pathway; arachidonate metabolic process
Molecular function (GO): metal ion binding; oxidoreductase activity, acting on single donors with incorporation of molecular oxygen, incorporation of two atoms of oxygen
Source: RefSeq, a predicted model, not a curated record
AGAUGGCCAGUCUUCCUAAGGACGAAAUGUUCUCCUUCAGUGACCAGUUUGAUCUCAAAGCAUUAGGAAUGAGACUUAAGCUUGAGCACAAACUGAUAGGAUUUACAUCAGAGAGAUGGAAGUCCUUAGAAGAUCUGGAGAACGUUUACAAACCCCCGCACUUCCCGAAACCAAGUGUGAUGGAAAACUGGAAGUCAGAUAAGGAGUUCGGUAAUCAGAGACUAACAGGAUGCAACCCUGCUAUGAUCCGACUUUGCACCAAGAUACCGCCCAAUUUCGCCGUGGACGAGAAGGACGUUGAACCUCUUCUCGAAGGCCUAAAUGUGUCGGAAGCCAUCAAGAAGAAGCGUCUUUUCAUCAUCGAUCUCAAGCUCCUCAAGGACUUGCCUUGUACAGAUGGGCGAAAGAUCCCUGCACCCAUUGCGCUUUUCUUCGUCAACAAAGACAAAUAUUUGAUGCCGGUCGCUAUUCAGUUGAAUCAAGACCCAGCUCCAAACAAUCCGGUGUUCUACCCGACUGAUCCCGAGUACACGUGGCUCUUGGCCAAGUGUUACUUCAACUUGGGCGAGGCUGCCAUCCAUGAGUCGGGAUCCCAUCUUGGAUUCACGCAUCUUAUUGGUGAAAUCAUCGUCAUAGCAACGCAUCGUUCCCUGUCUCCAUCUCAUCCCAUCUUCCGUCUUCUUGCUCCUCACUUCUUGUACCUCCUCGCCAUCAACUACAAAGGUAUGACGCCUUUGCUUGCAGCGGGCGAAUUCACCGACUUAAAUAUGACCAUUGGCGCCGUCGGUAUGGCAGAUAUCAUCAAACGCACCUUCUCUACAUGGCGAUUCGACGUAGAGGGCUCCCUUCCGACUGACCUUCUUGUAAGGGGCGUCUCUGACCCUGAAGUGCUACCGAACUACCAUUACCGUGAUGACGCCUUGCUCCUACGCGAAGCAAUAUACGACUACGUCAAGGAAGUUGUGGACCACCAUUACGAUGUUCCCGGGAAGAUAGCUGCCGACCAUGAAUUGCAGGAAUGGAUCCGGUUCAUGGGGACCAAGCCCAAAUUUGAGGGAGAGGUCAUAGGUUACAUGAAGGGACUUCCUAAUGAUGGCCAUUUUAAAACCGCAGAAGAGAUCACCACCGUUGUUACGGAUUGUAUCUUCAUCUUUAGCGCUGCUCAUGCUGCAGCGAACUUCGGCCAGUAUAAUAACUAUGGUUUUCCCCCGGCCUACCCUCUCUGGAUGAAUGGAUCCCCACCGCAAGAUAAGACUCCUCUCACGGAGGCCGACAUCAUUGAGCAGCUGCCCAACAAGGAACAGACCCUAGACAUCAUGGCAUUCAUGAAGCUACUCAGCACUCGAGGCAGCAAGCCUCUGGGAGACUUUGAGGUGCAGUACAUGCAUGGUGCUACCUAUCAAAAGGCCUUAAAGAAAUUCCGAGCUGAACUCAAACGCAUUGGAGACAUAAUCGACAAACGGAAUGAGACAAGAGAAGAGAAGUAUCUUUGGCUUCAUCCACGCGAAGUGCCCAACUCUAUCACAAUCUAGCUCCUAAAUGUCAAGAGAGGAAAUACAUCAAAUGGCUAUUGACUUCGAGUAAAAAUAGAAUAAAGUUCGUUGUGGAUGACCAUGUUGUUAGUCGAUCUUUUAAUGGUUAUGGAUUAAUCUUUUGAAGAUACACAUGUACACAGAAUAGAGACUUCGUGAAAAACAAGUGUGCGAUGUUCUGCUUGCGUAAAUGUUAGAUAAGGUCUAUACAAUAUAUAUAUAUAUAUAUGUUAAGAAAAUUCUAACUUUUGAACAUUUUGUUUUUCAAGUCAUAACCUUUAAUUUAAAAAAACGUUGUGUUCCUUGAUUCUACAUGUAUUUACAUCGUUUUUUGAUAUUCUGUGUCAUGGUCAUGUUUUUAUAUCUAGUAUGUAUGCUAAGACAUUUUUUUUACCACGGGGAUUUGCAUGUACUGUAUGUACUCAUUCUUUAUAUUCUGUGUCAUGGUCAUGUUUUUAUAUCUAGUAAUUAAGAAUGUUUGUUUCCACGAGGUUUUUAUGUUUGUACUCAUUCUUAUAUAUUCUGUGUCAGGGUCAUGUUUUUAUAUCUAGUACGCUAAGAGUUUGUGUUUCCACGAGGUUUUCCUGUAUGCACUCAUUUUUUAGCAAGGCCAUGGAUAAUAGAAUAACAUCUUUUGAAAUGUGGAUUUACAGAAAAAUGAUGAAAAUAUCCUGGAAAUGAAUGAAAACCAACAAUGAGAUUUUGCACAUGCCAGGGUGUAAACAAAAUGCACUAGUAGGAUUAGUUAAGGAAA